GUGAAAAAGUCAAGUCACAAAAGAAAGCUUUGAAAGAGUGAGUGCACAUGGUCGGUCGGUCACCUCCAUGUUUGCCGCUGCAGCCCUCUGCAGACCUGAUCUUUGGACCUGAUCCGCCUCAGAUAGUCCUGAUUGAUCCCUCAGAGAGAGAGAGUGAGAGAGAGAGAGAGCUGCUCCAUGAAAUCACUUUAAUCACUUUAAUCACACAAACUGCUCAACUCUAAGGACGAACCCCCCCCCGCGUGCAGCCAUGGAUCGGACAGAGGACUCGGUGAUGUUCGGAUCCUGCAGCUCAGCCUUUUUUUAAUUUUUUUAAAGGGAACUUUUUAGGAAACCAGCAGAGAUGUUGAACUUUAAUGUUUUAAUAACGUGCCUUCUUCUUUUUAUUUCAAAGUGUCAGAGUUUAAAUGUGUCCGACCCGAGUGGUCACGUGUUUUUAGAGAACAUUUUACGCUUUUACGGGGAGAAUAAAUCCAUUUCCACGGAGAACCUGGAGGAUUUACUGAAGCUGAUCUCAGCCAGGAGGUCUCAGUCUGUGUCGGGGGGGAACCCGCUGCAGAACCAGGAGUGUCAGUCGGCAGACGACAUCUUGUCCCACUUCGGGUUCGGUAACGUGAGCCAGCUGACGGUGGGACAUCUGGGGAGGAUCUGCCCGGCCGUGUUGACCCAGGUGCUGCUGCCCUCCUGCCCCUUCACCGCCCCCGAGCCCUCGUCGAUGCUCGACUACACGGUUUGGGGUUACGGCUUCCUGGCGGUCACUGUGAUCAACUUGGCGUCCCUCCUCGGCCUCCUGCUGAUCCCCUUCACCAAGAAGUCCUAUUUCCCCAAAGUGCUGACCUACUUCAUCGGCCUCGCCAUCGGGACGCUUUUCUCCAACGCCGUCCUCCAGCUCAUACCCGAGGCGCUCGGCUUCGAUCCUAAAUCAGAUAAUUACGUAGCGAAUGCAGUCGGGAUAUUCGGGGGUUUUUACGUCCUCUUCUUCGUGGAGAAGGUUCUGAAAAUGGCGCUCGGGGUGGACCACGAGCACGGCCACAGCCACUUCACUCCUGCCGACGCCCCUCAAGAAAACUCCCUCCAAAACGGAGACCUACUGGACAAAAAGGACUCCAUCAUUCUGACCAACAUCAGCACCAUCGCUACCACGGACAAGAGCGGCCUGAACCCGGAGUCUGCACAUGCAAACGCAGCGCCAUCUCAGGAGGUCCAGGUGUCCAACGUGAUGUGUCACUGGCUGCGUGGAAAACGAAUCUCCAGCAUCAAGACGGUGGCGUGGAUGAUCACUCUGAGUGACGCGCUGCACAACUUCAUCGACGGCCUCGCCAUCGGGGCCUCGUUCACCGUGUCCGUGCUGACGGGGUUCAGCACGUCCACCGCCAUCGUGUGUGAGGAGUUUCCUCACGAGCUGGGCGACUUCGUCAUCCUGCUGAACGCCGGUAUGAGCGUCCCUCAGGCCAUUUUCUUCAACCUGCUGUCGGCGGUGUCGUGUUACGUCGGCCUUUGUUUUGGCAUCCUGCUCGGGAGCAACUUUGCCCCCAACGCAAUCUUUGCCAUCGCGGGAGGAAUGUUCCUGUACAUUGCACUGGCAGACAUGUUUCCAGAGAUGGACAACAUCUUACGGGAACAAAAGAAAACCUCAGAAAAGAUCAUCUUCUUCCUGAUCCAGAACUUUGGGCUGCUCACCGGGUUCACCAUCAUCCUGCUGAUCACCAUGUUCGCCAGAGAGAUCAACCUGGGCUAGACGGACCGAGAGAGAGAGAGACACUGGAGGAACACAAACUGGAUUUUUAAAAAACAAACAAAAAAACAAGCUGCUUCCAUUUCUGCUCCCUCAGCAGAGCGGGAAAGUGAAUGUUUUGUUUACAGACAAAACCAAAUGUUUAAAGGGAAAUAAUGCUUUUAUAUAUCUGACUAUCAGCGUAGUUUACUUGAUUAAAAAAAAAAGGGAAAAUCGUUACAAUCGUUCGAUGUAUAAACUCUAGUCAAAUUUGUUUUUGUGGAAACAAUAAAUGAUGUUUCCCGUCUUCAUGUAAUGUGAGAUACUUGACAUGUGUUGUACUGUGGAUGCUGUAGUGUAAACUAACAUAAGCUGUGUUAUUAUUCUGCCUUUUUACGGCAGAAGAGUUGGACCUCAGAGAAUUUGUGAGCGUCACUGGAUGACAUUCAUGAUCCUCAUUUUGAGUUUUUCCUUUACAUCAUGUCUUUGUGUAUUUUACAUCAUGUGUGUAGAGUGUUCAAACGUUUGGCAAAAAUAUGACAGAAAUCACCAGAACACCUUAAAGAUGCUCCGACUCGGACGAGCUGUAUAUUCAGGAUUGAUGUUUGUGUAUCAGGUAGUUUUAAAUCACACUGACGGCCUCUGUGAUUGGCUAAAGGAUCAUCACAUUCACCAAAAUAAAAACCACAAAUACCAAAGAUAAAUCAAAGCUCCUGAGAGGAA
Molecule: messenger RNA, 2437 nt
Organism: Labrus mixtus (cuckoo wrasse)
Lineage: Eukaryota; Metazoa; Chordata; Actinopteri; Labriformes; Labridae
Gene: slc39a8
Product: solute carrier family 39 member 8
Exons: 8
Coding region: 344-1738 (464 amino acids)
Biological process (GO): intracellular zinc ion homeostasis; zinc ion import across plasma membrane
Cellular component (GO): membrane
Molecular function (GO): zinc ion transmembrane transporter activity
Source: RefSeq, a predicted model, not a curated record